Messenger RNA from Oryzias melastigma (Indian medaka), 2468 nucleotides. RefSeq names its product retinoblastoma-like protein 2. Lineage: Eukaryota; Metazoa; Chordata; Actinopteri; Beloniformes; Adrianichthyidae. The record is from RefSeq and is a predicted model, not a curated record. The transcript has 14 exons. Gene Ontology annotation, biological process: regulation of transcription by RNA polymerase II; cell differentiation; negative regulation of G1/S transition of mitotic cell cycle. Gene Ontology annotation, molecular function: RNA polymerase II transcription regulatory region sequence-specific DNA binding. The coding region runs from base 111 to 1700 and encodes 529 amino acids. Gene Ontology annotation, cellular component: chromatin; nucleus; transcription regulator complex.
ACUCUUUAGGAAGACUUUACCGAAUUCCUCGCUUGUUUAUUUGUACCGCUACAUAUUCAGUGACUCUUGCCUUUAUUUGAAGGAGCCGUUAGUUUAAGGUUGGAUGAUAAAUGUUGUACUUUAGCUUAUCGCCAUCUUUGGAAUUUGUCAAGGCAUGUUUCCUCCCCGAUGGUUUUCAUAGUGAAGAGGUCACCAUGGCAACCAUGCCUCAGGGUGGUGAUGAGGAACAACGGAAACCAGGCCCCAGUGAGCGCCUCAGGGAUUGGUCCAAAGAUCUGACAGAAGAAGUUAAAGCGAGGCUGGAUGGUACACUCAAAGAGUUUCUGCAGAACUACAAACACAGAGAGGAGGACGAGAGCAACAAAGAUUUGGCUGAAAAGUGCUGCCAUCACGCCAGGAUUUGUUGUUAUGGAGUUUUGAAGAAGAUGUCUGAGAUGAAGAGACUCAAUGACAACUCAGGACUUUUGUCAGAUGAUUUCCUCCACCGUUCUCUGGUGGCCUGUUAUCUGGAGGUCCACAUAACCUCAAACAACUUACCAUGUGAUUUCACCCGGCUGCUUCACAUCCUCCGGCUGACACCAUACCACCUGAUAAAGGUGAUUGGGCUUGUGAUGAAACUAGAUCAGCACUAUAAUGUCUCCAAACACCUCUCUCAAGCAACACGACAAAUUUUGGAGCGCUUGGCCUGGACCAGCGACUCCCCGCUAUGGGAGAAAAUCCAAGCUAACGGAGGCCGUUUUCCUCUCAUCCAGCAGGUGAUGUCACAAAGUUUCCUUGAAAGUUCUCAAAGUGUAGACUCAGACUGUCACCAGCCACAAGAUCAUGUCAGUUUUGAGAUGUAUUUUUCCUCCAAUGACAACGGAGAGCACCCUCCAGCUGUAAACAAACUGGAGAGAAACAACUCCCUGCAUCAGUUUUCUCGCAUGGUUUACGCCCUGGCAGCAGCACGUCUGGAGGACCUGUGCUGCAGCCUAAAGCUCUCUGAAGAUCAGAGGGGGACGAUCUGGACGUGUUUUGAGAACUCGCUGGUUCAGUACCCUCGCCUCAUGGAGAACCAUCAUCUGGAUCAGCUGCUCUUCUCUUCCAUCUUCAUCACAGCUCAGGUUACACAGAUCAAAUUAUCUGUCAGCGACAUCAUGGAAGCGUACAGCUCUCUGCCGUACUCCACAGAAAGUAUCUGCAAAGAAAUGCUGAUCACAGAUUCCGUCUUGGAGAAUCAGCUAACAGGUGACCUGUUGACCCCGAGCUCUCCCAGGGAGGAGGAAAGAGGGAGCUUUGUCAGUUUUUACCGAGCCUACAGCAGCAAAAUGCAGAAUUUUGCUAAACAGUUCAACCUGGCGUGUGGGGGGGACACUCCGCCGUCGUCUCCGUACCCCAAACGGCAGAAGGAUUUCUCCUUAAGGUACCGCGUUCCCAACACCAACCUCUUCAUCUCACGGCUGAACAAAGACAGCCCGUCUCUGCCGACGCCCACUCACACCUUCAUGUUCGGCUCCAGCCCCGCUGAGAGUAUUUGUAAAAUUAACAAAGUCGGAGCAAAAGUUCCAGUCAAAGGACGUGCUCUGUCGUUCAAAGAGGAGGAUGAGGAGGAUGAGCCGCCGGCUAAGAGGCGACAGACGGACGCUCAGUCCGUUCUGCACCAUCGUCUGACUGAAGUGAUCGAGGAUCGGUCCAAAGUUCUGAACCACGUCCGAGUGUGACCGUCUCACUGUUUUUAAAACACUCAAACGAUGCAAUAAUUCUGAAACCAAAACCUUGUUUUACACAAAUCAGUGUUGAUAUAUAUAUAUAUAUUUAGAUUUUUGUCCUGAAUCGUCAUGGUAACCUGCAGAACGAUCCAACCAGGAAACUUCACUCCAAAUAAAGAAAAGAGAAAAGCUGUCAGAAUGGAUCCAUUUUCACUUAUGGAUUUUAGAAAAGUACGUCUUUAUGAGCGAGCAGUGAACAUUAAAGUCGAAUAAGCUGGAGAUGUUUUUGAUUAUGUGUUGAUCUGGUAAAACUCCAGCAUCACUUUAAAGGAUUCCUCAUGAAUGGAACUUAAAAAGAAAAUGUUUUUUUUUUUUUUGAAGAGUUUUAAAAGAACUGAAGUGCACUUUCCAGGAGAAAGAAGAGAAGUUCUAGUAUUAAAGAAUGUAUGAAAACUCCUUUUUUUCUGAUCUGACUGAGACUUUUUGUGUCUCCAUCCACAAACAGAAAAUCAACGCAGAUUCAACCAAAUUCUUUAAGAGACAUUUAAGCCGAAUGGCUUUCAGAGAAACUUGUUUCAUUUAUGGAUAAAGUUUUGGUACAUUUGUUGUGAAAAUGCACAUCCGUUUACUACAGACAUUACUGUAUAUUAUAAGAAACUGUUCUUUAUGCCUUUAUUUCCUUCUAUAUAUCUUGAGAGUUGUUAAGAAUGGUUGUGUACAAACAUUUAUUUGUAUGUCACUCUUGUUUUGUUUAGGAAAUAAACCAUGUAAAAUCCCCAA